ACCAAACGAAACCGAGGCUUGUCUGAGCGUGCAAAGAUGGAAGACGGAGACAUACAAGACAGAUUUGACGAUGAAAGUCAUCCACAGGAUCGACCAGAUGAUUAUGGUGGUGGCUACAAUGAUAACUCGGGUUAUAAUGAUUAUGAUGGAAGUAAGCAAGGUCGAUUUCCGGGACCACGCGGCCCAGGACCAAGAGGAUACAACAUGCGCGGUCCACCCCGGCCUUUUGGAAGAGGACCACCGCCAAGGUUCAGAGGGCCACCAGGUAUGAGAGGCCCACCUCCACCAGGAAUGAGGGGACCAAUGAGAGGUCCAGGUCCAAGGGGCCCUCCUCCCCCACACUUUGGUGGUAGGCCACCAUUUGAUCCUAACUAUGGUCCCCCUCCAGGUCAUCAUGGACCUCCUAUGGGCCCUCCAAUGGGUCCUCCACCUCCAGGUAUGGGACCACCACCUCCAGGAAUGGGGCCACCAGGCAUGGGACCUCCUCCAGGAAUGAGACCACCUGGGCCAGGACCAUCAAUGCCACCGUCUGUUCCACCGCCAAACUUCAGUGUUCCCCCACCUGGUUUUAUGCCUCCAAUGGGAGGACCGCCUCAGAACCAGGGUGAUCCGGGGCUACAAGAGCUUUGGGUUGAAACUAAGACUGCUGAAGGAAAAGUUUAUUUUUAUAAUGCAAAAACAAGAGAAUCAGCUUGGACAAAACCAGAAAAUGUGAAGAUUAUCACUCAAGCCGAGGUAGAACAAAUGGCAGCUCAAAGUCAGCAGGCUGUCUCCACGACAACAGGACCAACAACAGCAGCACAAGCUGCACAAGCACAAGCACAAGCAACUUCACAGCCAGAUGUUCAGCAGCAGCCCCCUAUUGGAGGUAUGCCUCAGCAGGGUGCCCCAGGACAGCCACCACCAUUCAUGCCACAGAAUAAUUACCCAGGAAUGCCAGGAGGGUUCACACCAAGUAUGGUACCACCGGGAAUGGCUGGUUUCCCUGGUCCAAUGCCAGGUGCUCCGGCCCAACAACCUGCACCACAACAAAUUCCGGCACAGACUGGCCCAGAUACAUCUGUAGUUGCCCAUAAACUGCCUUCCAGUCAGCUUCCACCAAAGCCACCGGAGGUUGCAGAGUGGACCGAGCACAAGAACACAGAUGGACGGUCCUACUACUACAAUUCCAAGACUAUGGAAUCAACCUGGGACAAACCACAGGAGUUAGUAGACUGGGAGGCCAAAAUAGCUGCACUUCAGACCCCUGCGGUACAAGAACCAGAGCCCAGCAAGGUUAAUGGUCAAGCUGCAAUGGAGACAGGCGGCGAUGAUCAUUCUAGUUCAGGGAGUGAUGAAGAAGAGGAAAAACAGGAGGAGGAGAAAGAUGAAAAAACAGAGCAGGAAAAACAACAGGAGAAAUCUCGUCCUGUAUCAAGCACACCUGUGUCAGGUACACCAUGGUGUGUUGUGUGGACAGGUGAUGGUCGAGUCUUCUUCUACAAUCCUAGUACAAGGACAUCGUUGUGGGAAAAGCCUGAGGAACUGCAGGGCCGUGCUGAUGUUGAUAAACUUACUGUUGGUCCUCCUGGAGAAAAGACUGCAGCCCCCAAAGAGGAAGAAACAGAGGAACCAGUUGCGAAAAAGAAGAAACCCAAUGAAGAGAAGACGGAGGAGGAGAAGAAGCCUAUAGACAACAGUAAGGAGGCUGCUAUAGAGGCAGAGGUACAAGCAGCCAGACAGAGGGCAGUUGUUCCAUUAGAGAUACGCAUGAAACAGUUCAGAGAUAUGUUGGCAGAGAAAGAUGUGUCAGCAUUCUCUACAUGGGAGAAGGAAUUACACAAGAUCGUCUUUGACCCAAGAUAUCUUCUACUUACAUCCAAAGAGAGGAAACAGGUAUUCGAGCAGUAUGUGAAGGAGAGGGCAGAAGAGGAAAGGAGGGAGAAACAUCGCCGACUGAGGGAGAAGAAAGAUGCCUUCCGACAACUGCUGGAUGAAGCAAAACUACACGGAAAGUCAUCAUUCAGUGAUUUUGCAAGCAAGUAUGGCAAAGAGGAACGAUUUAAAGCUAUAGAGAAAAUGAGGGAGCGUGAGGCUAUCUUCAGUGACUUUGUGUCAGAUCUUAGACGAAAGGAAAAGGAGGAAAAAUCUCACCAGAAAGAGAAGUUGAAAUCGGACUUCAUCAGCCUUUUAAAGGAGACUUCAGACAUAGAUCGUCACUCUCGCUGGAGCGACAUUAAACGUAAAAUAGACUCUGAUCCUCGUUACAAGGCUGUAGACAGUAGCUCCAGACGAGAGGACUGGUUUAAAGAUUAUGUGAAAAAUCUGGAUGAUAAGGAUUCAGAUGAUGAGGAUCGAAAGACAAGAGAGAAACAGGAACGUAUUGAGGCUAGUAUACGUAAACGUGAGGAGGAGGUACAACGAACACUGUCUUCAUCACUCAGGGAGCGAGAGAAAGAAAGGGAACAGCAUAAGAAGGACGAAGCCAUUCAACUCUUCAAUGCUUUGUUGGUUGACCUGGUGCGUAACUCGGAGGCUACAUGGAGAGAUACCAGGAAGCAGUUGCGUAAAGACCAUAGAUGGGACCUGGCUGUACUGGAGCGUGAAGAGAAGGAAAAACUGUUUGAAGAACACAUCUCUGCUCUGUCAAAGAAAAACAGGGAGAUGUUCCAUAAGCUACUUGAUGAAACAUCAGAUAUUACACUGUCAUCAUCCUGGAAGGAUAUCAAGAAACUGAUCAAGGAAGACCCGAGAUAUUCCAAAUUCUCAUCCAGUGAUAGGAGACGUGAGAAAGAAUUUGACGAUUAUCUACGUGAGAAAUAUGUAAAUGCUAAAGCAGAAUUCCGAGAACUACUGAAAGAGACAAAACUCAUCACAUACAACUCGAGGGCAAAACUGCAAGAAUCUGACAGCCAUAUGAAUGACAUUAUCAAAAUAUUAGAGAAUGACAAGAGGUACCUAACGUUAGAGCCUGUAGCUGAUGAACGUCGUAAGAUACUAAUUGGUUAUAUAGAGGAUCUUGACAAAAAGGGAGUUCCCCCUCCACCAACAGCAUCUGAGCCUUCAAGGAGAAACGUGAAAUGAGAACAAGGGAAGUUAGGAUAACCAUUUAGGGACUUGCUAUUUAUUCUGUGCAAGUGGGCUUUGAAAUCCAUACACAGUCCGUUGGUGCAAUUUAAGGAAGGUGCAAACUUACUUCUGGGAAUUAUUUAAUUACAUUACCAUAAGGCAUAAAGGCAUGUUGUAAAGAUUUUAUAUGAAUGCCUAAUUUUAUGCCCUGGGAACACAAUUUUAAUUUGUUGUAUUUUGGCCAUGAACAUGUGCUGUAUUUGUGAAAGAUGUCUUGCUUUUUGCUGUUGCAUACAUUAGUUGUUACUCAUAUGAUGAACAGGAAGUCACAAAUUUUAAUGGAAAAGUAGAUGUAUAUAAUGUGUAAAUAUUUAUUGUAUGAUAUGGUUUUUAGAUCUAGCCUUAUACAAGAACAUGGUUCAAUAUGGUACUAGUAGACAAGUGUGGCUUUGUGCUGGUACUAAGCGUUUGAUUUAUAUCGGAUAAUUAUGUCUUCAAAUUUUAUGUUUUAUCGCUUUUGAUGCCAUUGUAUGUUUAAUGGUUAUUUUAUCUACAAAUAAAUGGCCAUAAAAGAAACAA
This is a messenger RNA of Mercenaria mercenaria, 3627 nucleotides long. Its product is annotated as transcription elongation regulator 1-like. Gene Ontology annotation, cellular component: nucleus. NCBI's taxonomy places the organism in Eukaryota, Metazoa, Mollusca, Bivalvia, Venerida, Veneridae. The transcript is spliced from 18 exons. The record is from RefSeq and is a predicted model, not a curated record. The coding region runs from base 37 to 3063 and encodes 1008 amino acids. Gene Ontology annotation, molecular function: RNA polymerase binding; transcription coregulator activity.